AUGGCAAACGAUUCCGAAGUCCGACAACGCAAGCCGGCGACAACGGAAUCCGGUGCUGGGAAACCCGUCCCCCAAUCCGUCAUCAAGAAGGAGGACAGCGUCUCGACCCUCGACAUCUUCCGCGCACUCUUCUUCCUCGUCCUAGCUUCGUGCGCACUUUCGUACUUUGUCACAAGGGAGAGCUUCGUGUGGAAUGUUGCGCGACCAAAAUGGACGCGGGUUGAAGCUAUACAGGCAUUUCUGGUCAGUACGGUUCCUCUUCUGCUAUUGGCAGAUUGGCAGACGGGCUGUAUAUUGAUGGGACGAAAGACUGAUUGAACAAUGCAGGCAGGACCAAAACAAUACACCGACGAGGAUCUGAAAGCCUAUGAUGGAAGUAAUCCCGAACUACCUAUUUUACUCGCGAUCAAUGGCACGAUUUACGACGUUUCCGAGGGAAGAAGAUUCUAUGGACCUGGAGGGAGUUAUAAGUUCUUCUCGGGCGUAGAUGCUUCGAGGGGAUUCGUACGUCUCCCACCUCUUCCUCCGUAUGGAUGUAAAAGCUAACGGAAAGCAAAACAGGUAACAGGCUGUUUCGAUAUCGACCGAACCCCCGAUAUGCGAGGCGUCGAGAUGAUGUAUACUCCCAAGGACAACCCCGAGAUCGAUAGUCUGUACACCAGCGGGGAGUUGAAAAAUCUGAAGGCGCAGGAGAAGAGAAAGGCAAAGGUUGAGGUUGAGAAGGCUUUGAAGCAUUGGUUGGUUUCCCGUUCUUACUUUGCUUCGGUGGAUGAUAGGAAUGCUAACUGGACGCAGGGUUGAUUUCUUUGGCAAUUCAAAGAAGUACACUAAGAUCGGUACUGUGAAGAGGGAGGAGGGGUGGGAAACUAAGGGUCCGGCACCUACUUUGUGCAAGAAGGCUGAGGAGGGAAGACCGACUGCGAGGGCUAGACCUGCUGGGAAGUAG
This is a messenger RNA of Hymenoscyphus albidus, 946 nucleotides long. The record is from the annotation of a GenBank genome assembly. NCBI's taxonomy places the organism in Eukaryota, Fungi, Ascomycota, Leotiomycetes, Helotiales, Helotiaceae.